Chrysochloris asiatica (Cape golden mole) is the source of this 870-nucleotide messenger RNA. RefSeq names its product dual specificity phosphatase 11 (RNA/RNP complex 1-interacting) (gene DUSP11). Bases 58 to 870 code for a protein of 270 amino acids. The record is from RefSeq and is a predicted model, not a curated record. Gene Ontology annotation, molecular function: polynucleotide 5'-phosphatase activity; protein tyrosine/serine/threonine phosphatase activity. The transcript is spliced from 9 exons. NCBI's taxonomy places the organism in Eukaryota, Metazoa, Chordata, Mammalia, Afrosoricida, Chrysochloridae. Gene Ontology annotation, biological process: protein dephosphorylation.
GCGGUUCUGGCGUUUCGGGCACUUUUGGCGUUGGGUGGGCGGCACCUUGGGGAGCACAUGAGCCACUGGCAUCAUGGUCGCAGCGACUGGGGACGAGGACGGAGACUCGUCUUUUCUGGACAUUCCUCAAACAAGAGGAAGGGCAAAAACCACAUCCCGGAAAGGUGGAAAGACUACUGCCCAGUUGGCCAGAGAAUGCCUGGGACUCGUUUCAUUGCUUUCAAAGUUCCUUUGAGAAAGAGUUUUGAAGGGAAUCUUGCGCCCGAAGAAUGUUUUUCCCCUUUGGAUCUGUUUAACAAAAUCCAAGAACAAAAUGAAGAACUUGGACUGAUUAUUGAUUUAACAUAUACACAACGUUAUUAUAACCAAGAGGAUUUACCAGAAACGAUUCCUUACUUAAAACUUUUUACAGUUGGGCAUCAAGUACCUGAUGAUGAUACAAUUUAUAAAUUCAAAUGCGCUGUGAAUGGGUUUCUGAGAGAAAAUGCAGAUAAUGAUAAACUUAUUGGAGUCCACUGUACCCAUGGUUUAAACAGGACUGGCUAUCUCAUCUGCAGAUAUUUGAUUGAUGUAGAAGGCAUGAGACCAGAUGAUGCAAUUGAAUUGUUCAAUAGAUGCCGGGGACAUUGCAUAGAAAGAAACAACUACAUUGAGGACCUUCUGAAAGGACCUAUCAGAAAGAAUUGGGGUUCCAGUGUAUCCAGGUCAAGUGGUUUUGAAGAAUCAACACAUCUCAUGGAACCAGUCCAUACCACUAAUAGAUUUGUUCACCAAAGACCUAAAUAUAACCUACAUCAAACUCAAGUUCAUCCAGCACCCUCUUGGCAUUUCAACUCUCACACCCAGGAAUUGCAACACCCAGUCAGGUAG